This is a messenger RNA of Psylliodes chrysocephalus, 2992 nucleotides long. The record is from the annotation of a GenBank genome assembly. NCBI's taxonomy places the organism in Eukaryota, Metazoa, Arthropoda, Insecta, Coleoptera, Chrysomelidae.
AUUUACCUUAUCUAAGUAGUUUUCAUUUAAAGUGUAACUUGCAUUGUUUUUGAUAAUGGUUUUUUAUAAUUUACUGAUAAUUGUUUUGUUAUGUGCAAAUGCCUUUUGUAAACAACCAUGGGAAAGAAGUAAAAACGCACUGAAAGACAAAAUUGAAUCCGAAUUAUUGGAAGAUUCCAACCUGUUAGCACAUGUAAGAACAUCUAAAGAAAUAAAUGACGAAAAGACAAAAAUUUUCUGGGACGAACUAGCUAUAAAAUUUUUAAAGGAAAAAAUAGCUAAAAAACUGAACACAAAUGUUGCCAAAAACGUAAUUUUGUUUCUUGGUGAUGGUAUGUCCAUUCCAACAAUUACUGCAACCAGAGUUUAUCUGGGAGGAGAAGAAAAGCAACUAUCUUUUGAACACUUUCCUUACACGGCACUUUCUAAGACAUACUGCGUAGACCAUCAAACAGCAGAUUCUGCGUGCUCAGUAACUGCUUACCUAGGUGGGGUGAAGGCUAACUUGGGUACAAUUGGUGUAACAGCAGCCGUGGAACAGCAGAAUUGUAGUGCUAUGAAUGAACUGAAAAACCAUGUAAAUUCCAUAGCAACGUUAUUUCAAAAGAAAAAUAAAUGGACCGGUCUAGUUACUACGACGAGAGUAACACAUGCUUCACCUGCUGGUGUUUAUGCACACACUGCAUACCGACACUGGGAAAGCGAUUCUGAUGUUUUAGAUUCACAUCUAAAUCCAAAGGUUUGCGUCGACAUAGCGACCCAGUUAAUUUUAGGGAAAACCGGCCAAAAUUUGCACGUCAUUCUAGGAGGUGGUCGAAAAAAAUUUAUUCCUAAAUACUCUAGCGAUGAAGAAGGCCGACCUGGAGACCGAUCUGAUGAAAUAAAUUUGAUAAGCGAAUGGAUUGGGCAAAAAGCAGAGAUGGGAGUUAAAUCUGAGUAUGUUUCAAAUAGAUCGCAACUGUUGAAAGUAAAAAAUGACACCGAAUAUCUAUUAGGUUUAUUCGCCAACAACCAUAUGCAGUAUAAUCUAGACAGAGACAACACUACUGAACCAUCGCUCCAAGAAAUGACUGAAGCAGCAAUUAAGCUUCUUAAGAAAGGUCCAAACGGGUACUUUCUAUUUGUAGAAGGAGGCAAAAUAGAUAAAGGCCAUCACGCUACAACCCCACGCAAGGCUCUAGAUGAGACUGCUGAGUUUUCCAAAGCAAUUCAAAAGGCAGUUGAAAUGACCGACGAAGAAGACACUCUCAUUGUGGUUACGGCAGAUCAUUCGCAUACGAUGAGUUUUUCCGGUCAUGCGAAAAGAGGAACCGACGUUUUUGGAUACGCUGGUAUCGCUGAUGACAACAAUUUUUAUACGAUUUUGAGUUACGCCAAUGGGCCAGGUUUUAGACAUGGAAAGAAAAAUAAGAACAGAUAUGUACCAUCUAUCCAUAAAUUGAAUGACAAAGAUACAAAAUGGCCUGCCACGGCUCCGCUACAUUCAGAAACACAUGGAGCUGACGAUGUUUCAAUUUACGCUAGAGGUCCCUGGGCGCAUCUCUUUGCUGGUGUUCUAGAACAAAAUAUAAUUCCACAUAUUAUGGCAACGGCUGCCUGUGUCAGCAAUGAUUUUAUCUGUGAUAACGACGUCAAAAUGGCAUAAGAAAAUAUUUUUUUGCUAUAUUACUACGAACAAUUUAUAACAAUUUUAUUUUUUGUGCGUGAGUUAAGUGAACAGUCGGACCUGUCGAAACUAACGAAAUAAAAAAAGCAGCCUAAUUGGCUAGACAUGACUAAUCAGCUGAUCCGCCAGGGUUAGUCAGAACCACGAUGAAAGGCACUUAUUAAUAGGUGUUUUAACUUCCCUCAAAUCCCAUUUAAAAACAAAAGACAAUAUGGCACCACACAAUGUAGUUCCAAAAAAUCCACUAGAGGUCGUUAGAAGGUGAGGUACUCGUUUGAUCAUUAUAAGAGCUAAAUAAAGCAUGUUUUAACAUUAACAUAAAGUCUGGCUAAUUGGUUCCUACCACAGCCAUUCAACUAAUAAAAAAAACAUCAACAUGUAUCCAACUUCAAGAUUUGGCCAUUAGAUGAUUGGUCAAUCAUUUGACAGGUUAUUAUGGAAAUGUUCACGGAGCAUGACAUUUACGUAUAUUAAAUCAAUCACCUGAUUAAAGAUUUAAAACAUUUCAGAUGCAUCCGAUGUGGAUAUUCAAAAUAUUCAAAAUAUAUGAAUGAUGUACUGAUGUCAAGUCAAAUGUUAAUUUUUUAGAUAUCAAAAGUAGAAGUAGAAGAUGACGAUGUGGAAAUAAAAUAAUAAAAACGCUAAUAAUUGCUACUAUAGGCUUUUAUAACAUUUUGUAGAUAAAGAAAAGAAACGAAUAAAAGUAUUUUUAAUUUUUUAAGUGUGUGUGUGUAUAUUUUAUUAGAAUAAGCAGUUCGGCUGUUAAGACAAUCAUCCGGAUAUUAUAAACAUAAACAACAAUGGAAUGAUCGAUAAUAAUUUGUUCUUUUUUGCAUUUUUAAUGCAAGCUUUUGGCGAAUACUAAUAAAAUUUCCACACAUGAAAAGACCUACCUUUUGACAGUUUGCAGUCAUUAUUUGUUUUUAUUUGCAGUACCCCACCUUCUACCGACCUCUGGUAGAUUUUUAGUACUAUGCAUUGUUUGGUGCCAUAUUUUAAAAAUAAUUAGGCAUUCCAAAUAAAUGAAUUACCAGUGGGCAGGUUUGGUAUAUCUAAGGGUGGCGACAUAUGGUGUAUUCUAUCUACUUUACGUAAAAUCAUGAAUUAUGGAUUACAUUUAAAUAUUUUAUGUCAAACAUAAUAAAAAUAAUAUUUAAAAAACCCACCUAUACAUUUCUUCAUAAAUUGGCAGGCUUGGCGAGUACUACUUCGAAUAAAAAUAGCGUCCAAGUUGCAAGACUAUGUCGCUACCCCCUUAAAUAUACAAGAAUUUCCCACUGGCACCUAUUGUUUGACAGGUCGUUGGAAUGCCUAAUUUAAACACCU